Molecule: messenger RNA, 1674 nt
Organism: Miscanthus lutarioriparius
Lineage: Eukaryota; Viridiplantae; Streptophyta; Magnoliopsida; Poales; Poaceae
Source: the annotation of a GenBank genome assembly
AUGGGGGACUGCUUAAAACUUCAGGUCCCCGACGGGCACCCUCGGGGAGACUCAAAACCUGACCCCUCAGGUGGUACAAAACCCGCGGGUUUCGGGUAUUUGAUUGUUAUUGAUGAUGUCGAUGACAUCGAGGAGGGACAGUGGGAUACUAUAACAUCAGCAUUUGAAGGAAAUGGUGAAGGCAGCAGAAUUAUGGUGACCACAACCUUUCGGCCUACCGCUAAUAGACGAAGUGAUACUAAUGGUUGUGUGUACAAAAUGAGAACUCUUGGAAUGAAGGAUUCUAUGACAAUUGCUCUUCGUGGAAGAAGUGCAGCUGAGUUGGUGCAGGGUUCGGAGACACUUUUGAAGAAAUGUGAUGGCCUUCCGCUUGCUCUUGUCAGUGUGGCCAGGACAUGUUUGCUAUAUCUUGGUAUAUUCCCAAUCGACCGCCCUCUCAGGAAGAACGUCAUAAUCAGGCGAUGGAUGGCUGAAGGAUAUGCAAGAAGCGAAGACAUUACAUUGAGUGAACAGAGUGUAGCAAAUGGAAAUUUGAAGACAUUCAUUGACCGGAAUAUUAUCCUUCCUGUUAAAAUAAGUAAAAAUGCAGAGGUGAAAACAUGCAAAGCGCAUGCCAUCAUACAUGAAUUCCUGUUGCAUAGGUCCAUGUGUGAGAAAUUCAUCAUGUGCUCUUCAAGGGACAAAAUAGUUCGUCACAUCUUUGUCCAUGGUGAUGUUGGUAGUGACACAAAUUCCACAGAAACCUGGAACAUGGACUUAUCUCGUGUACGGUCUCUGACAGUUCGUCGUAGUGCAGGUUGUUCUAUUUCUGAUUUUGGCAAGUAUAAACUGAUCAGAGUGUUGGAUCUUGAAGAAUGCACUGACAUGAAAGAUAGCCAUCUCAAGAAGAUAUGCAAGCUGUGGAAUCUGAGAUACCUAAGUCUUAGCCACGAUAUUACAAGGCUUCCAAAGGAAAUUGCAAAGCUCAAACUUUUGGAGACACUUGCUCUGAGCAAAACGGUGGUGACUACGUUGCCUGUGGAAGUCAUAGGGCUGCCCUGUUUAACUAAUCUCAUUGGAAAGUUUAAACUUUUGGAUCAAGAUUGGAAAUCAAGUAGUGAACAAGAGCGACAGUCUAAAAGUAAUGAACUGGAAGAACUGUGCAGAAACAGUAAGAUGGAGACCCUGGCAGGAUUGGUUGUCGAUACAGGGCAGUUACAAGGAUUGCUGCAUCUCACGCUCCAUAUGAAGAACCUGAGAAAAGUUAAGAUUUGGUUUGAGUCAACAGAAGUCAUAGACGACUUCAGUGAUUUCAAUAAUGAUCUGAGCCCGCGCCUCGUAACGAAGAUGUGCAAGAGAAGCUCCGUCGGCUACAAAAUCAGGUGGCCCAACUUGGGAGAAGACUUCAGAAUGCGCCAGAGUCUUCCUCAGCUCGAUUUAGGAGCGGGGCGGAGAGGCGCGUGCCAAGCUAUCGUCCCCAACACGAGCGCUAGACCUUGGUGCCACGUCACAGGACUCCACCACUCACGCACCGAGGAUACAUGGCUCCGCCUCCGCGACGGAACAUGUGGGUCAGGCGUCAUGACUACGCUGCACCCCCUCGUGAAAGCCAACACGACGCACCGAAGGCACUCCACAAGUUGGAAGGCUUCCUCCAGCCCUGGCUUCCCCGAGAACGUGAAGCCCCGGUGCUAA